AUGGCGUUCCCAGCCACUGUUGUUAUUCUUCCUUUAGGCAUUCUUUUCAUCCUUUCUGGCCUAAUUGUAAAUAUAAUUCAGGCUAUCUUCUUUGUCCUUCUCCGUCCAAUAUCAAAGAAUUGUUACAGAAGAUUAAACAAAUUGCUCACAGAAUCACUGUGGUUGGAGCUCAUGUGGCUCAUUGAUUGGUGGGCUGGAAUCAAGAUUGAAUUACACACAGAUUCAGAAACUUUUCAAUUGAUGGGCAAAGAAAAUGCACUUGUGAUCUGCAACCACAGAAGUGACAUUGAUUGGCUUAUUGGAUGGGUCUUGGCUCAGCGCUCUGGUUGUCUUGGUAGCACUAUAGCCAUUAUGAAGAAAGAAAUCAAAUAUCUUCCUGUUCUAGGUUGGUCAAUGUGGUUUGCCGAAUAUAUAUUUCUAGAAAGAAACUGGACAAAAGAUGAAAUCUCACUUAAGUCAGGUUUUAAGCAUCUAGAGCACAUGCCACUGCCUUUUUGGUUGGCCCUUUUUGUUGAAGGAACUCGUUUCACACAGACAAAGCUUUUACAAGCUCAAGAGUUUGCUGCUUCAAAAGGGUUGCCUAUACCCAGAAAUGUUUUGAUUCCUCGUACUAAGGGUUUUGUCACAGCAGUUGACAACCUUCGGACAUUUAUUCCAGCCAUUUAUGAUUGUACAUAUGCAGUUCCAAAGACUGAGACUUCACCUACUUUGUUGAGAAUAUUUAAAGGCAUUUCUUGCACGGUGAAGGUUCAAAUUAAGCGUCACAAAAUGGUGGAACUUCCAGAAACAGACGAUGGCAUUGCACAAUGGUGCAAAGAUGCAUUUGUUGCCAAGGAUGCUUUGCUCGAAAAAUAUAAAACUACAGAAAUUUUCAGUGACCAAGAACUUCAACAAAUUCAUCGGCCAAAGAUAUCUAUUUUGGUUGUGGUUUUUUGGUUUUGUCUUCUAGGGUCUCUUCUUUAUGAAUUCUUUCACUGGACCUCACUCCUCUCCUCGUGGGAAGGCAUCUUCUUUAUAGUGUUUUUCUUGCUCCUGGUGAUAUUUGUCAUGGAAAUCUUCAUUCAUUCGUCUCAAUCAGAGCGUUCUAAACCCCCCCUGGUUUUACCCACACAAGACCCCAUGAAGCAGAGCCUUCUUCACCAAUGA
Molecule: messenger RNA, 1146 nt
Organism: Sphenostylis stenocarpa
Lineage: Eukaryota; Viridiplantae; Streptophyta; Magnoliopsida; Fabales; Fabaceae
Source: the annotation of a GenBank genome assembly